Pseudoliparis swirei is the source of this 2586-nucleotide messenger RNA. RefSeq names its product immediate early response 5-like (gene ier5l). The coding region runs from base 134 to 1048 and encodes 304 amino acids. Lineage: Eukaryota; Metazoa; Chordata; Actinopteri; Perciformes; Liparidae. The record is from RefSeq and is a predicted model, not a curated record. The transcript has a single exon.
CCGACCCUCGCGCCCGAUGAGUCUCCUCCGACUCCAAGCUUUCCCCCGGAGCUGAGCGACCCCCGCCGAGGGAGCAGAGAGUCGGGUUACGUCUCCCGGAGAGCCGCUGGUGGAGGACCGGCGGGACCGCGCCAUGAUCAACACCAUGGAAUGCGCAGUGGACGCGCAGAGCCUCAUCUCCAUUUCCCUGAUGAAGAUCCACAACUCCAGGACGCAGCGCGGCGGCAUCAAGCUGCACCAGAACCUGCUGCUGUCCUACGUGCUGAGGAACGCGCGGCAGGUCUACGUCAAGGAGAAGUACGCGGAGAUCUACAGGAUGCAGCAGUACGAGGAGGUGAUGGCGGUCUGCAACGAGAUCCAGGAGCUCGACCCGCUGGACGUGGACGCGGAGGACGCGGAGGACGAGGAGCAGGCGCGGCGCGCGGCGCGCUGCGGCGACGAGGCGAGUCCGUGCCACCGGGGCGGCGGCGCGCCGACGCACGGCCGGGCGGCGGCCGCUCUGUUCGGCUGCUCCUCGGCCCCGGAGGACGGCAGCCGGGAGCCGGACCCCUACUACUACUACUACUACUACCGGAGCUGCUGCAUGGAGGCGCCCCCCGCGUCCCACUGCGAGCAGCUCCCCGCGAGCACCGGCACCGGCACGCAGCACUGCAACAAGACCACGGUGCUGGAUCUGGACACGCAUGUGGUGACCACAGUGGAGAACGGGUACCUGCACCAGGACUGCUGCCGCUGCGGCUACGACGCGCUCCAGCGCGGCCAGGGCGCGCAGUCCGCGGCCAGGAAACGGAAGGUGGAGUUCAGCUGCUGCGCGUCGGAGGAGGAGGUGGAGGAGCUGCAGGACUGUAAGCGGGCGAAGCGGGAGGAGAGCAGCUGCUCCUUCCCCGGCCUGGACUACACGGACACGUCCAACAUCUCCAACCUCAUCUCCAUCUUCGGCUCGGGCUUCUCGGGGCUGCUGAGCCGGCACGCGGACCUGGAGCAGGUCUGCAGCCAGCAGGUCCUGGCCAGCCUGGGCGCGUGGACCCGGGCCAUCGUGGCGUUCUGAGGACCGGAAACGACCUUUUCCUGAGUGUCGGAGGCACACCGGGGUCCGUCGGGUUCCUCUGUGAGGCUCCACCAGGAGGCUCGUGCACGGGCUGGUGGUCUCACCGUCUGCAGCGCGUGCUCGUGUCGGCUGGGCAACUUCAGCAAAUGUUGUAAAUGACCUCGCAGACGGGCUGUGACCUCCACCUCCAGAUGGGGAUGCUCCUCCACCUCCUGAUGGGGAUGCUCCUCCACCUCCUGAUGGGGAUGCUCCUCCACCUCCAGAUGGGGAUGCUCCUCCACCUCCUGAUGGGGAUGCUCCUCCACCUCCUGGUGGGGAUGCUCCUCCACCUCCAGGUGGGGAUGCUCCUCCACCUCCUGAUGGGGAUGCUCCUCCACCUCCAGGUGGGGAUGCUCCUCCACCUCCUGAUGGGGAUGCUCCUCCACCUUCUGGUGGGGCUGCUCCUCCACCUCCUGAUGGGGCUGCUCCUCCACCUCCUGGUGGGGAUGCUCCUCCACCUCCUGAUGGGGAUGCUCCUCCACCUCCUGAUGGGGCUGCUCCUCCACCUCCUGGUGGGGAUGCUCUCUGAGCAGCUUUUAUCAAUGAAAUGUGCCACAGUGAAGGUGACGCAGGUGAAGCUGUGCACGCAGUCCGUCCAUGAGGUCAUACAGGAGACCCCAAUGUCGAUUAUUAAUAAACUUAUAGCACUCAAAAGUGUUCAAACAUCACAGUUAUCCAAACUGUAACUCUAACGGACCCGGAUGUUGUGACCUUUGUGUUUCACAUGCUUCUAACAACAACAAGACAGAAAGAGUCGAGACGUAUACCUCAUAGAAUAUAAUAAUAUGUCACUGUGGGUUUCAUUGGUGUGACGUCACACGCACACUUGUACCUGAUUGGAGGAUAUGGAGGCGGCUGAGCCCGGAUCCCGGGGACCAGCUCUAAAGGUCGACAACUUUAUUUUUGCAGGUAGAAAAAAAAAUAUUAAAAGAAAAAUUGAGAAUUUGAGAGAAUAAGAGAUGCAUGUGUGCAGAGGACCCUUCAGGUGACCCUUCAGGUGACCCCUCAGGUGACCCCUGUGACUGAUGGGAUGGACUUCCGGUGCCUUACAGGAAAUGCACAGCACUGCUGGAAUAUUGUUAUGACCAUAAAAUGAUGGAGGAGGAACUGUUGGUGACUCCAUCACCUAGAGGCUCUCCACCACAUCAUCUGAAGAUACUCACCCUCUUCAUCACGACCCUCCUCUUCAUCAUUUUUUAAACUUUAUUAUUAUUAAUCUCAGUCCUUUUGUUUUAAAAAGGCACAAAGCUCCCGAACCCUCCAUGCAUCAGCUUUAUUAUGAGCACGUGUACCAAAAUAAAUGAGAGUAUUCAGCCAUUCUCGAUAUAUUUUGUUUGUUAUUCUUGUAUUUUUGUUGUUGUCCUUACUAAAAAAAUUGUAUAUCGCCGGGUAAAAACUGUUGCAGAAAAUAUUUGUACAAAAAUGUCUAAAUAAAAAUUCAAAUGUCUAAAUAAAAAUUUAAAAAAUGUCUAAAUUAAAAAUUAAAAAAUGUCUUCUGA